This is a messenger RNA of Candidozyma auris, 678 nucleotides long. RefSeq lists its product as uncharacterized. Lineage: Eukaryota; Fungi; Ascomycota; Pichiomycetes; Serinales; Metschnikowiaceae. Bases 1 to 678 code for a protein of 225 amino acids. The transcript has a single exon. The record is from RefSeq and is a predicted model, not a curated record.
AUGUUUAGAAGUGCCCGCCUCAAUCGCUUUUGUAUCAAACGAUACAGCACACCGCCUAAACAAUUUGGUGACCCUCACCAUGUGCCUCCUCAACAUGAACCCACACAGGCCCCACCAAAGAGCCUAACACAGUUUGAGGACCUACAACGUCAGGAGGAAGCGCAACAAAAAAACCGCUUCGGCAGGGUUGCUCUCAGUAUAGUUCUUAACAUAGUGCCGCUUGUUGUAGUAUGGAAGUACUACAGUGACAAGUUAGAGAGGGUCAAAGAGGAGUCUGAGAGGCAGGCUAUUGCGGCUCAAAGAAUUAUCAAUAGAGAACACAUCAAGGCAGGGAUGCUCGUUACGGACGUUGAUCGGCUAAACAAAAGAAUACAAGCACGAAUGGGUCUUCACAUUGCAAUGCUUAGGAAACAACUCGCAGACGUCGGUAUCGAUCCUGUUAGCUCAGAUAAGACUGUUGACGAGUUUACUAAAACAGUUGACAAUAUUACAGAUCUGCAUCGAGCUCAAGAGCCCGCCUUCAUGAGAUAUACUCCCCAACCGGCAGAGUAUAAGGAUGAUCCUAAAUUCUUUCAGGCUAUAGAGAGACUCAAGCAGAGAAUUAGUCAUCAGGAACAACCUACAAUGACCACAGAAGCACCACAUGAGCUAUCAUCGUCUAAAAGCCCAAGUUCAUAG